GAGGACGCGGCGGUUGAUAUAAACAACGACCGUCGGCGACUCGCUUGUUUUAACGUGUCCAACUUUGAACUCUUGCGGCGCACCGACCCGCUCCUUCCGGAGUCCCUGAGCACCGAAAAUAAAGAGGCCAUGAACAUGUUACCAGGCGGCUCUCGGCUUUCCCUGGUGGCCCAGUUUGACGACUUCUGCCGACGGCACAACACGUUCGCGGACACGGCAGCAGAAGAGUUAAUUUUGGAAUUUGUGCGUAACCAAGAAGCGUGCCGUAAGCAGUGGCAUGCCGCAAUCCUGGAAAACGCAGAGCUCAAAGAACAGAUAGCAUCGUUGAAGGAAACGAAUGGCGAGCUUGAGCGAAAGCUCAUUCACACAAAGGAAGUGCUGCGCAAAGAGCUGCUGCGCAGAGAAAGAUGUGAAGAAGAGGCUAAACAAAAGCAACACCAACUUGAGCAAGUCCGCAACCUCCUUGCCAGUACCAACUCGAUUUGUGACGAGACGGCCGAGAAGCUCUCAAUUAUUAUGCCUACCAGCACCGGACAGAAAGAUCGCGCAGCCAGGAUGAGCGUCAUCGAUGAGUCUGUUGGCUCGGUGCUCUCUCCUUCGAGAGAAGACUUGGAUGUCAGUGAGGACUCGCCUGUCUGCGUCGAGCAAGCGCCGGUACAACAGGGCAAGCGUCGGUACAACUUCUUUGAGGGCUUGUCACCACUAGGAAAGAAGUUUAAGGCCAAGACUGAGGAGGAUAAGCCUCAUGCCAGCAUGGUGCAGACAACUAUAACCAUCAAGGAUGGCCAGGAUCUGGUAGCGACAACACGAGUCGUUGCCCAGCCGCCGAUGCCCUCUAUGCCGGAUGUGCCAACCCUGCCACCACUGUCACCGAUAUUGGCUUCUCCAGCAUCAGCAUUGGCUUCUCCAGCAUCAGCAUUGGCUUCUCCAGCAUCGACAUUGGCUUCUCCAGCAUCAGCAUUGGCUUCUCCAGCAUCGUCACUGGCAUCUCCAACAACCAUGAUGAUGCCAAAGUACUCGAGUGGAUCUGCACCGAGCACUCCGGUUGCUCAGAGGCGCGGACAGGCCGCAGCAAGUGUCGCCGUGCCAGGCCGGAGCAACUCGGCCGAGAGGUUGCUCUCCCAACAACACACCUUCUGCCCCAAGACAGCGAUCAAGACGGAGACAUGCGGUCCUUGCGGCAAGCGUAUCAAGUUCUACAAGACUGUCUACAAGUGCAGCCGCUGCAAUGCUGUCAGCCACAUGGAGUGCAGGCACCUGGUGCCACUGCCCUGCAUCCCGGCGGGCAACACUCCCAAGCACGGCGGAGCGGGCCACCGCCGACGCGCCCUCAUCUCGGACUACGCGCCGUCCACGUCGCCCAUGGUGCCCGCUCUCGUGGUCCACUGUAUCCAGGAGGUGGAGCGCAGAGGCCUCGACUGUGUGGGCAUCUACCGGGUGUCUGGUUCGGAGCGCGAAGUGCGUGAGAUCAGGGAGCGCUUCCAGCAAGGCAAGGGUGCCCCGAACUUGUCUAAGGCGGACAUCUAUGCAGUGUGUGGCGUCCUCAAGGACUUCUUGCUCUCGCUCCACGAAAGCCUCGUCACCAAAUCGCUGUGGCACGUAUUCGUCGCCGCAACAGAGCUGGAGCACGAUGACCGGGUGUGGUCCAUGUGGCAGGCGGUGAUGCAGCUUCCUCCGCCCAAUCGGGACACCCUGGCCGCUCUGGUGGUGCACUUGCAGACGGUGGCCGCUCACCCCGAGACGAAGAUGCCCCUGAGUAACCUAGCGCGCAUCUUUGCACCUACCGUGGUCGGGUGCUCGGUCAAUGACACGGCCUCAGUGCCCAACCUCCUUCUCGAGAUGGAGCAGCAAAACAAGGUGAUGGAAGUGUUGCUAUCCCUGCCAGCUGACUACUGGAACCAGCUGUUGGACGUCUAGCUCAACGCAAAGAAGGAAAGCCCUUGGUACCAUGAAACCGGUGUUUGACGGCCUGACCUGGUGUGCAAGGGGCCCUGCCUUGAUCUCUCGUCCCCCAAGACAAUGCGGUUGACAAGGACACCCUGGAUUCCUUUUUUUUAUUCAUGAACUUUUAUUUUGAUUUAUACACUUUUAUUUUUUGUUGUAGACUUUUAGUUUUUAUUUACACAGUCCUUGUAUAAUGCAUUAUUUUAAUGAACUUGUGUUUUUAAACCCUUUUUCUGCACAUUGAAAGUAUUGCAGUGCAGCUUUUUUUU
Molecule: messenger RNA, 2213 nt
Organism: Rhipicephalus microplus (southern cattle tick)
Lineage: Eukaryota; Metazoa; Arthropoda; Arachnida; Ixodida; Ixodidae
Product: rac GTPase-activating protein 1
Biological process (GO): mitotic cytokinesis; Rho protein signal transduction; mitotic spindle midzone assembly
Cellular component (GO): spindle midzone; midbody; centralspindlin complex
Molecular function (GO): GTPase activator activity
Source: RefSeq, a predicted model, not a curated record